Anopheles maculipalpis is the source of this 1587-nucleotide messenger RNA. RefSeq lists its product as uncharacterized. The transcript has 2 exons. NCBI's taxonomy places the organism in Eukaryota, Metazoa, Arthropoda, Insecta, Diptera, Culicidae. The coding region runs from base 1 to 1587 and encodes 528 amino acids. The record is from RefSeq and is a predicted model, not a curated record.
AUGCGUAUGAAAAAAAAGCGCUUCAUUCCACUUGGCUUGCAUAAGACCACUUCAAAAACCGGACAUUAUUCAUGCAAUCAUUUUGCUCUCUUUUUGCUUCUUCAGUUUAUUAUCCCUUGCUGCCUGGCCCUGCUGGUGGCACUGGCCACUGCUGAGGGAAAUGCUGCAUCGGAGCAGCAGGCGGCCGCCGAAAAGAGAAGCGUAGAAGCUGAGCCAAAGGAUUCUCAACGUCUUGAGAAACGAGGAGCAUCGCUGGACGAAUGGAGCCAACUUUCCCACGGUUACGCUGACCAGCACAGCUACCAGCAGUAUCAGCCACAGCUGCAGUACCACCACCAGCAGCAGCAUCACCAGCACGUGAAGUACGAGGAACCGAUCAAGACGAUCACCAUCGAGAAGAAGAUCCCGGUCCCGUACACGGUGCACAAGCACUUCCCCUACACGGUGGAGAAGAAGGUCCCGUACGAGGUGAAGGUACCGAUCCCGAAGCCUUACCUCGUUGAGAAGAAGGUGCCAGUGCACAUCAAGGAGUACGUCAAGUAUGCUGUCCACGUACCGGAACCCUACACCGUCUACAAGAAGAUCCCGUAUGAGGUGAAGGUCCCAGUAGACAAGCCGUACGAGGUGAAGGUACAUGUCCCGAAGCCGUACAUUGUCGAGAAGAAGGUCCCGUACGAGGUGAAGGUCCCAGUGCCGGUUCCGGUCACCGUCGAGAAGAAGGUGCCGUAUGAAGUGAAGUACGAGGUUGCCGUCCCGAAACCAUACACCGUCUACAAGAAGGUCCCGUAUGAAGUGAAGGUGCCAGUCGACAAGCCCUACAAAGUCGAUGUGCUGAAGCCGGUUAAGGUGGAGGUCCUGAAGCCGUACCCGGUGGUCGUCGAGAAGAAGGUCCCGUACGAGGUGAAGGUCCCAGUUGACAAGCCGUACGAGGUGGAAGUGCCACGCCCGGUAAAGGUUGCCGUCAAGGUGCCAGUUCCGGUGCCGUACACGGUCGAGAAGAAGUUCCCCUACACGGUGGAGAAACCGGUGCCAUACGAGGUGAAAGUGCACAUUGAUCGCCCUGUGCCCGUCUACAAGGAGGUGAAGUUUGCCGUCCAGAAGGAAGUUCCGGUGCCAGUGAAGGAGAAAGUUAUUGUGCCAGUGCCAGUAAGCGAGAAGAAGCCGGAAACUGAGUACCACCAGGAGCAGCACCAGGAGCAUCAGCAUGAACAGCAGCUACACGUCGCUCAGUACGAGCAGCAGCACCAGCAAGAGCAUUUCUACCACGAACAGCCUCAGGCGCUGGCUUACCACCAGGAACCGCAGUCCUACCAUGAAGAAGCUGCUCAUGCUGCCUACCAGCAGGAGGUGCAGCAACACCACCACCAACAGCAACAGCAGCAGCUGCACCAGCAACAUCAGCAGCAGCUGCAGCAACAGCAUCACCACCAGCAGCAGCAACAGCAGCAGCAGCAGUUCCAUCACCAGCAGGAACAACAGUAUCACCAGUACCAGCAGCACCAGCAGCAGAUCUACAACGCUCACCAGCAGCAGCAGUACCAGCAGCAGGAGCAAAACCACCACCAGCAGCAUUACGAAUCGCACUAA